This is a messenger RNA of Drosophila ficusphila, 2499 nucleotides long. RefSeq names its product paired box pox-neuro protein (gene Poxn). The transcript is spliced from 5 exons. Gene Ontology annotation, biological process: anatomical structure development; regulation of transcription by RNA polymerase II. Bases 949 to 2235 code for a protein of 428 amino acids. Lineage: Eukaryota; Metazoa; Arthropoda; Insecta; Diptera; Drosophilidae. The record is from RefSeq and is a predicted model, not a curated record. Gene Ontology annotation, molecular function: DNA-binding transcription factor activity, RNA polymerase II-specific; RNA polymerase II cis-regulatory region sequence-specific DNA binding.
GCGAGGCACGAAGCCAACUCCACUACCACUGCCACUACCAUUGCCACUUCCACACGAGAAUUACCUGCCACUUCCACCAAAUUUAUCGUAUCGAUGCGCCGGCCCGCGAUUCGCGUGCAGUUAGUCGAAUUUUUGACGGUCGAGUGACAAGGUGCGUCGCGUCGCAAACUCCCAACAAAUAACUCCCUAAAAAACAUAAUAUAAAAAAAGUACCGAAGAAGAUACUUUAGCCGUCGCGCCUCUGAACUGAAUAAUCAAUCGUAUCCGCGGGAUAAGCCCACUGUGCGAAAAGUGUUGUGCCCAAGUGCUCAAAGGAUCGGAUCCAGUUGUUGCCAAUCUUGUGGAUAGUCGGCGCUCACUGGCCGAAUCCAGUGCCUAAAGAUUGAGAUUUUCACUGCUGAGCUCGGUUCGGUUCGCUUUUGGGUUUUGGAUUUUGGAUCGGAUCGGAUCGGUUCUGGACGGGCCUGGAGACGCCGUCCGAAUUCGUGGAAGCCGUAAAAAGUCAUCGGGGAGUGGGCCGCCAGCCAUCCAGUCACCCAGCCAUCCAGCAUCAGUUCGAGCAUCAGAAUCAGCCGUUGGGAGAGUCUCAAAAGCGAGCAUCCUAAUAGCCCGGCGACCACGACGACAUCCAUCAAAUCGUUUUUAUGACGUUCUUGCUUGAAAUUUGAUUAAAAUUCAGCGAUUAACUAAGCAGUCGCGGCAGUCGGCAGCAACGGGACGAAAGACAAACUACAAAAAACAAAAUACAAAAAACGAGAGAAACAAACAAGCAACAAGCAACAGCAAAUAAACCAAACCAAAAUACUUUACGGAGGCUAAAAGACAGCGAGCGACUACCGAUCGAAUCGGAAUAGGAAUCGGAUCGUAUCGCAUCGAAUUGAAUCACUUUCGGACUGGAUUGGAUUGGUUUGGCUUGGAUUGAAUUGAAUUGUUGAUCACAUUUCAGCCAUGCCGCAUACAGGACAAGCUGGUGUCAACCAACUGGGAGGAGUGUUUGUGAAUGGACGUCCUUUGCCGGAUUGUGUACGUCGGCGAAUCGUGGAUUUGGCUUUAUGCGGAGUGCGGCCCUGUGAUAUAUCCCGCCAGCUCUUGGUUUCCCAUGGCUGCGUAUCCAAAAUCCUGACGCGCUUCUACGAAACGGGAUCCAUUCGACCUGGUUCCAUUGGCGGCAGCAAGACCAAGCAAGUGGCCACGCCCACCGUGGUGAAGAAGAUCAUCCGUCUGAAGGAGGAGAACAGCGGGAUGUUCGCGUGGGAGAUCCGCGAGCAGCUGCAGCAGCAGCGGGUCUGCGACCCCAGCUCCGUGCCCUCGAUCAGCUCCAUCAACCGGAUUCUGCGGAACAGUGGUCUCUGGACGGACGAGAUGACCUCCAGUCAGCAGAACGCAGCAGCGGCGGCGGCGGCAGCAGCGGCUCACCAAGCGGCCGGCGGCCCACCGAAUGGCUACGGACCCCAGGCCCCGCGCCCUCCGCCUGCACCGCAGGUUUCCGUGGCCCCGCCCACUCCCUCGGCCACGCCCACCGUAGGAGGACGUUACGCCAAGCCGCCGGCGCUGAUGAUGAGUUCCGUGGGCGAGAUGCCCAUCAAGCCCGCUCCCAAAAUGCCGCCCACUUUGGGCCACGGCCACAAUCACGGCCUGAACCCCAGUGUUUCUGGCCUGGAUCUGAGCUACUCCGCGCUGCACAAGCACUGGCUGUGGAACCCCUCGCUGCUCUACUACACCCAGGCGCACAUCCAGGCGCAGGCGGCGGCUUCUGGUGGCCAGUUCCUUCCCUAUGCCGGUGGCUAUCUGCCCCACGCGAUGGCUGCCGCCGCAGCAUCCUCCACCUCCGGAUUGGGUGGCUUCACUAAGUCGGAGAGCUCCAUCGAUUUGUCGACUCCAGGAGCAGCGGGCGAUGCCCUCAGCGACUGCGACUCCGGCAAGUCCUCUCCAGCGGCGCUCUCACUUACAGCAGGUGGGGGAAAUGGAUCGGGAUCGGCUCCAGAGGCUUCGCCAGGAUCGGCUCUUAGCCACAGUCGGAAGAGGAAUCCCUACUCCAUCGAGGAGCUGCUCAAGAAGCCGGAAAAGCGACUCCGACUCAGCAGCAAUAGGCUGGAGUGCUUGGAGUCCAGUUCCUGCGAAAGUAGCCAAGACAGUCCGGCUCCACCGGCACUGGAAAUCCCCGAGGACGAGGAUCCCGCCGAGGGCGAGGAGGAGCAGGAGGAGGAGGACUGCAGCGUGGAGGUGGUCAACUGAAUUCCCCUGAAUAUUCCUAUCUCUCCAAUGUCCCAGUUUUGAUCUGUGUAUAUAUAGCAUUUUAGUUUAAUCCUAAACUCCCCUGAAACCAGAACCCAAUGAAACUAAAGAUGAACCGUUCUUAUUUAAACGAUCUAACUAUUUUUCAUUCCUAAACUGGAUCUCUACUAGCGAGUUUUUAAAAUGUAAUUGUACUAUUUUACGGUUCACAAUAAGUUGCUUUGGAUAUGGUGAUCAGGGGUGAUAAUUAUAAUUAAAUAUUUA